Messenger RNA from Schistosoma bovis, 2737 nucleotides. The record is from the annotation of a GenBank genome assembly. NCBI's taxonomy places the organism in Eukaryota, Metazoa, Platyhelminthes, Trematoda, Strigeidida, Schistosomatidae.
GUCGCGGAAUUGUAGUAGCUUAAUCAUGUCUUCUAUCGGUAGCGGGUAUGACCUUACUGCAUCGCAGUUCUCUCGAGGCGGAAAUGUUUUUCAGAUAGAGUAUGCCUGUAAGGCUGUCGAAAAUAGCGGUACAGCCAUUGCUAUCCAAGGUAAAGACUGUGUAGUUUUUGCCGUGGAGAAUAUUGUCACAUCAAAACUUUACGAGCCCGGUUGUGUUAAACGAAUUUAUAAUAUUGAUGACCAUAUCGGGAUGGUUGUGAUGGGAUUUCAAACUGACGCCAAGGCAAUCGUUGAGGCAGCCAGAGAAGAAUGCUCAAAUUAUCGUAAUAGCUUUGGAAGCCGUAUACCUCUCUAUUCUCUGACGGAACGACUGGCUAUGUACAUGCACGCCCAUACACUUUAUAGUGCGGUCAGACCGUUCGGUGUAUCAGUUUUGCUUGGUUCCUACGAAAACGAUGGUCCUCAUUUGUUCGUGAUAGAGCCUUCCGGGUUGUCUUUUUGCUGUUUUACUCUGAGGUAGAGUAGUUUUUAUCUGAGUAAUGGGCGAGACUAUAAUAUUUGGACGAACCAAUCAGAUCUACGAUAACAGGUUAAUAUAUUAGCGUUAAGUCAUCAGAGAUAACUACAUGUUUGUGUUUACGGAAAAUCUAAUAUAAAUAUACAUUCAUUAUUAGCAUUAAAUCAUUUUCGAAUACUUUGACUAAUUCUAUUUUCUGAACAUAAUGGGGCAAAUAUAGUGUGCUGUUCGCUACUACGUGAUGCAAACACAGAGUGAGUAAUGCUGAGCUCCUGAGUUAAAUAUUGAUUAAAAAAAGUUUGGUGAGGCUCUAUCUUCAGUGACCAUAUCUGGGGAUGUUUCAUAUGCAGUCAUCGCAUACCCUAAUACGCAUCUAAGGGCAAACAGAUUUAGAAAUGCCACCAGGUUAUAAAUUGUUAUCCCACAAGUGCCGAAUUCGUCCUUAGAGCCCGUGAAAAGUGCUUUGUUGAUAUAGUCUGAAAUCAGUCUCAAUAACGCGACUACAUUCCUUUUGUCUCCUAAAUCCAAAUUUUAGUGUCCCGUGUUUCUGAUUCUAAGUUUUUCACCGUUCUUUACUCAUGCGGGUCAUUAUCCAUCCUGUUUCUUUAUAUUCUCAGUGCUUAGCAAGGCAUGUUAUGCAGUCUUAACGUUUGCUUUGUUCACUUUCUGCAGUAAUUAAAAAUUGUAAUUUUAGAUGAAUACUUAUAAAAUCCGUACUUUUGUCACGCUAGUUUUGAACAGCUUAACAAUAGUUCUGUUAUGAAAUUUUCGAAAUCCAAUUGAUUCUGAUAGUCAUUGCAAAAUUUCCGUCAUUCCAUUUGCUCCAUUAGAAUUGAAUCUCUCAUAUUUUGAAGUGCAUUAUUUUUUAAAUCAUUACUCACAAUAUGCUUUCGGUUUUUUGUUUCCUCUCACUGCACUGGUGUUAGGUGUGGAAAUUUUAUCCGAUCGGCACUCAUGCGAGGUUUUACUUUAGUGUUGACUGACUAUUUCAUUUGAUUACUCUUCUCAAGAGAUCUCUACUCGUCAGGUUGAUAAGCCCCUAAAUAAAAGGACAUGUUCAAAGUUAAUUAUUCUUCUCAAGUUCAAGCUUGGAAACUAAAUUAUGGUGUUGGACAGAUUAUUUAUAAGGUUUUAACCUCGGAACUUCAAACUAAGAUCUCUAAGUAGUCUACUUAUCUAAUACAUGUGUAAUUUGUUAAAUCCCUUUCCCUGAACUUCUGUAUGACGUUGGUUAUUGUUUGUCAGCAGUGUUAUUAUUAACCUCAAUGUUGUCAUACAAAACAUCUGGUCACUCAGUAGAUGCCCUAGUGGCUUCACUAUAUUAUAGUAGAUUUUGAUUUAGCUACUUAUUAUCAAAAUAAUAAAUUUCCUCUAUUUCCUAGAAUCAAUUUAUCUUACAACAUUAUUGUCUUUACUUUCUUUACAUGAAAGGCUUAUUUUGGUUGUGCCAUUGGAAAAGCCAAACAAAAUGCAACAACUGAAAUAGAAAAACUGAAGAUGAAUGAUUUGUCUCCUGAAGAAUUAAUCAAGGAAGCAGCCAAAAUAAUUUAUACCGUUCACGAUGAAAUCAAGGACAAAAAUUUUGAAUUGGAUCUUAGUUGGGUUGGUGCAAGUAAGUCUAUCGAUCUGAUAAUAUAUACAUAUGUUUAGAUACAAAGGGUAUACAUCAACCUGUUCCUCGCAAACUCUUUGAUGAAGCAGAGACAUUCGCCAAACAGGCUUUAGAAGAAGCUGAUGAUUUAGAUGACGAAGUGGAAUAAACUAUGUACAUUUAUUAUUUUCUAAAUAUGUUUUUUGAACCACAUAUCUUUGAAAUUCUGUGGCGUCUCUCAAGCGUAGGUUUUCAAACCAAUCUUUAUAAGACGACAAUCAUCAUUUUGGAUAUGGUUGUUGGCAUUGCACUGAGUGUUUCCAGGAAUUGAUGGGUAGAUAUAAAACGUUUGAUACUCUCUUUGGAUGUUGGUGUAUCACUAUCGCACCAAGUAUUUCGUCUCCCCAUUACCGUUUAUGUCCCACUUACCCAGGGAGUGAGGUGUCCCAUCAAUUAGGGAAUAAGUGUGUUAUUUAACGUUUCAUUUAAUACUAACUUGUCUGUAAAACACUAAUACGGUUAAUACUAUCCGGACAGUUUUUUGAAGUAUUGUUCAUGUAAGUUCUUAACUCUCACCCAUUCAGCAUGAUAUAAAACAACCAAUAUUUGUUGUAGCAAGUGUAUUUACU